This is a messenger RNA of Paramormyrops kingsleyae, 11678 nucleotides long. Its product is annotated as histone acetyltransferase p300-like. Lineage: Eukaryota; Metazoa; Chordata; Actinopteri; Osteoglossiformes; Mormyridae. Gene Ontology annotation, cellular component: histone acetyltransferase complex; transcription regulator complex; nucleus. Gene Ontology annotation, biological process: positive regulation of transcription by RNA polymerase II. The record is from RefSeq and is a predicted model, not a curated record. Gene Ontology annotation, molecular function: zinc ion binding; transcription coactivator activity; histone acetyltransferase activity.
ACCCUCCCCCCCGUAUCUGAGGAGUAGAAACAACAAGCCGCCAUUUUGUUUGUGCGGAGAGACGGAGAGAGGCAGGAGAGACCGAGAGAGAGAACGACUUCUACGCCGACUAUAGCGAUUCCGAAAGCCGCCGGACACGCAAGAGUGGCGGUGCCGUCUCGGAACAAUAAAAAAAAAUUCAAGAGACACAUCCGAACGGAGGAGGAAGCGGGAAAUAAAAGGCAAAUUCUCCGUUGAAUAUCCAAGGAAGGGUUUUUUACGGAGCGGAGAGGAGAGGCGGAAGAAGACGAUAUAUUAAACGAAGGAAAAACCUGCGAGGAAGAGAAGGAGAAAUUAAACCACCUAAUCGCAAAAAUAAUCGCUAAUUGACCAAUCGUCACGGGAGGAAAACGCCAUGAAAGACAAAAAAACGAGAAAGUGAGACAUUAAAGACCAGAAAAGAGGGAAGAGAAAAGGAAUUAAACUGAAGAAAGAAAAUAAAAAGGAUAAACGCGAAGGGGGGGACACACCAUCACAAAGACUUAAUGAAAGGAUUUUGAGGAGCCAGCUAUUUCGGGAGGUGUAUAUUUUUUGGAUCCGAAGCUUCCCACUUCUAAAAUAACCCAUAAUAUUGUAGCGACACCCCUCGCUUUAUCCGAUUUUCGCUCAUAGACAUAUUCUCUUGUUCUUGGUUUGAGGUUUUCUUUGCUAGCCUUUACCAGCUCCGGUCGUUAUACGCAGUGUAAGAUUAUUUCUUGCCAAAUUUGCCAAUCAGUCCACAUGCGCGAAGCACCAAUGGAUAAAUAUUAGUAUAAGACCGUAGUUUGUCGGUAUGAUGAGAAAGAAGCUACUCUUUUCAACAUACAGCAAGCCCUCGCAAUAGGAGACCCUCGCUGCAAAAUAAAACGGGCUAAUUGGAUCAAUUUUAAUGCCAAUUAACCAGUUAUCGAAAUAAUUUGGAGAAAUAAAUUUAUAGCAAGAAUCGAUCUGAUAGACUACGCAUCGCAAGCGGGACCGUACAGUAAAGGCAGCUUCGCUUUGCACGGGUUUGACAUUUUUUUCGCAAAUAUUUUUGAAAACCUGUCUUUGCAUACAGUUAUUAAUUCAGAGAGGGCGCAAGAUCCAAAUUUGUUCGAUGUUCGAAUAGAUGCACGAACAGUAUUGUCGAUCGAAGUAAUAUCCAGUAUAUCCGGAAUCUCCGAAGUCAUUUUAUAUGUCAGAUGCGCGAGGGAAUAAUUUGUUUAACUGUUUUCUGGGUAUGUUAGCUGUUAGCAUCGCAGCUAGCAUCACUAUUGUAUUAUGAACACGCAUUAGAAUUUUAUUUCCCCCUCUUACGGUGUGGUGAUAUUACAGUUUCUACAGUAUUGAAAUCGACAGUUUUUCAAAUUAGGGAUAUAUGUACUUUUAUCGAACGGUGGAUGCUGAAUGUUUAAGAACCAUCCUCGCAAGGUAUCGCCUAGUUGAUGUGGUUGGCAAAUUUAAGGUUCAAAAUCUGACGCCUGUCCCGUGCUUUUAUUUUUCAAUGAAUAAAUUUGACAUCGAAGUACUUUUUCUGCAUUUAAGCUCGCUGCCGUGCCUUCAGACAGCAGUUUUGGGGAACUGAACUGAAAAGUCGGCCGCUUUCCUGCGUAAGGUAGCCGACUGAUGAACGGGAAGGAAGCGUCGGACAGAAACUGGGUUUCUGAACUCCUGUUUUAAGAAUAAAUGCGAUAAUAAGACAUGAAAUAAGCAAUUAGUGAAAGGGAACCAGCUACUGCAUUAUUUUGGUGGUUGUUCCUCCCCUUGUGCGGACAUAUUUUCUCUUUUUUUCAAAAAAAAAAAAAAUCAUGCUUCUGCUGGGAUCAAGAUGUACUGACUGCAAUGGCAUCCCGGUCGAAAUCCACGGUUUGUCCGCCCUGGGACUCAUUCGUAUUGUUGUAUGAGGCGAAGCCCUCGAAGUAGCAGCCGGGGUUCGGUCGGGUCGCGGUCCUUCGCUCUCGUCUCGCCGCCUGCUGCCACGACUCCGCGGCACGGCUCGUUCGGAUUGAAAGCUCGGUGUGGCCGCCGACGAUGGCGGAGAAAGCGGACGCGGCCGCGGAGGACAGGUCCCGGGACAGCUUCGCCGUCGCAGAAGAGGCUACAUGAGUUAGUGCAGGGCCCGCCGGCUCAUCUCUCUCCACUCACCGACUCCACCUUCCCUCCUCCUCGACUUGCCGAAAUCUAUAAAGGAACAAGAAAGAAAAAAAAAUCGACAGCAGAGGGGGGAGGCUGAUACGCCGAGGCUGAAAUAGAGGGGAGCCCUGGAAAGAGGAGUGUAUUUAAAAUACAUAUACACAAGACGGCCCCCUCCGCAUCGGCCCGAAAAAGGAGGGGGGGGGGAAAGUCGCGGACGUUCGAUAAGAACGGACACUGGACGACGGAAAGGAGAAUAACGCGUUUUAUUUCUGGAUAACGAGCUUAUAUUUUUGAUUCGUGGAGAAAAAAAAUAUGGCCGAUAAUGGUCUGGACUCCGGCCCGCCUUCAGCCAAGAGGCCUAAACUCUCUUCGCCGGCACUGUCUGCCAGUGAUGGAAAUGAUUUCAGCUCACUGUUUGACCUGGAGCAUGACCUCCCAGACGAGCUCAUCAGCUCAGAGCUGGGCUUGCCCAAUGGCGGGGAUCUGGGCCAGCUGCACGCUGGCGUGGGCGGGGGUCCCCACGGGGUGCAGGACGCAGCAGCCAAGCACAAGCAGCUGUCGGAGCUCCUGCGCUCCAGCGGGCCGCCCGGACCUCCCUCUGGCCAGCAGGUGGCGGGGGCGAGCCCGGGAGGGGGUGCGAUGGGGCUCCAUAGUGGUAUGAACGCUUCCGCGGGACCGGCCGGCAUGGGCGGCCCACCUCAGCAGCCCUCCCCUCAGCAUGCGUCCAUGAUGCACCCAGCUGGGAUGGGCGGGCCCGGCAUGAUCAGAGGCAUGGCGGGAGCCCCCAAGGGGAAUGGGCAGCAGCAGGCGCCCACGUCGCAGCAGCAAGGCAUGAUGGGUGGACAGGUCAUGAACGGAUCCCCCAGGAUGGGCUACCCAAACAUGACUCUGGGGAACAACAUGCUGCCCGACUCUUUACAGCAGCUGCAGGGUGUCCAGCAGCUGGGUGCGGCAGCGCAGGCUGGACUGAGGGGGCAGCAGCCAGGAGCAGUGAACAAGAUGGGCAUGAUGGGUAAUCCAGGCCCCUAUGGCAGCCCUUACGGUCAGCCGGCGGGCCAAGGUCUCGGUGGCACCGGACUGGGCCCGCAGCUCCAGAACAAGACCGGUUUGCCCAGCAACCUGGGCCAGUUUAACCUGGAUAAGAAGACUCCGCCGAUGCAGGGCAUGGCUGGCAUGGCCUCCCAGCAGCCGCCAGCAGGGGUGGCAGGACCCGUAGCAGGAACGGCGGCAGCAGCCGGCAUGAUGUCCGGCGCACCGGGUGGCCUCGGUACCGUGGCGACGCCCCCUGGCCCUGCGGGGGCCCCGCCGCCCCCCACGGCCGACCCGGAGAAGCGCAAACUGAUCCAGCAGCAGCUGGUUCUCCUGCUGCACGCCCACAAGUGCCAGCGGCGUGAGCAGGCCAACGGGGAGGUGCGGCCGUGCUCCCUGCCCCACUGCCGCACCAUGAAGAACGUGCUGAACCACAUGACCCACUGCCAGGCCGGCAAGUCCUGCCAGGUAGCGCACUGCGCCUCGUCAAGACAGAUCAUCUCGCACUGGAAGAACUGCACGCGUCACGACUGCCCAGUUUGCCUGCCGCUGAAGAACGCCGGGGACAAGAGGAACCAGCAGACGCUGCUGGGCUCCGCUGGAGUGGGCUUGGGAAGCGCCCUGGGGACCGUGCCAGGAGGCCAGCCUAGCUCACCCAGCCUGAACCCGCCCAGCCAGAUCGACCCCAGCUCCAUAGAGAGGGCUUAUGCCGCCUUGGGCCUCACCUACCAGGGUGCCCAGAUGCCCGCUCAGGCUCCCCAGACACAGCUGCCCGCUCAGGGCCUGCAGGGGCAGCCGGGGAUGCGACCCCUGGGGAGUAUGGCAGGAGGGAGCCCCAUGGGUGUCAAUGGAGGCGUCGGGGUCCAGUCGGCCAAUCAGCAGUCCAGCCUGCUGCAGGACUCCAUGCUGCACGGUGGCAUGAACGCGCAGAGUCUAAUGAACGACACUGCCGGGGUGGGUGUCUUGGGCUCCAUGCCCACAGCGGCUCCCCCGUCCGCGUCGGGCAUGAGGAAGAACUGGCAUGAGGACAUCACGCAGGACCUGCGCAACCACCUGGUGCACAAACUGGUGCAGGCCAUCUUCCCCACGCCCGACCCAGCUGCCCUCAAGGACCGGCGGAUGGAGAACCUGGUGGCCUACGCCCGCAAGGUGGAGGGUGACAUGUACGAGUCGGCCAACAGCAGGGCUGAGUACUACCAUCUCCUGGCGGAGAAGAUCUACAAGAUCCAGAAGGAGCUGGAAGAGAAGCGGCGAACCCGGCUGCAGAAGCAAGGCAUGUUGCCCACGCAGCCUGGCAUGCCGCCUUCCGGCCUGGGCCAGGGUCCCCCCGGAAUGGGGCAUCCCCCUAUGCCUCCCGGACAGCCGCCCAACGGACCUCAUUCUGAUCCCUCUCUUGUCCGGCCCCCGGUGCCCAACCAGAUGAACCGGAUGCAGAACCCUUCAGGUAUGGGCCAGUUCAGUCAGAUGGGAAUGCAGUCCAUGGGCCAGAGGUCCACGCCGCCCCUGCAGAUGGGCGUCCCCGUUGGCCAGGUGGGUAUGGGAACCCCAAGAAUGGGCCAGCCAAAUGUGAACCAGCUCCAGAACCAGUACCUGCCCCCCAAUCAGUGUCCCGGAUCAGGACCUGGGCUCGGGCCCGGCUCAGUUGGCAUGGCACAGCAGUCUCAGAUGGCCACACCCCCACCGCUUCCUGUAAGCAGUCCACUCCCCCAGACAGGACCAGUGGGGGGUGGGGCCCUCGUGGGGCCCAUGGGACCUGGCGGCCUUGGUGGAGGCCCUCCCCCCGGCCUGCCUCCCCCCUCAGCCCAAGCCAGCAGCUCUCACCCGCACUGCCCCCCCCAGCUGCGGCAGAACUCGCCGUCCCCUGCCCGUAGCCUAACUCCCACCCCCCACCACACUCCGCCGGCGCUGGCGAGCUCCCAGACGCCCCAGCCGCAGUUGGCUCAGGCCAUGGGCCCAGGGAUGGGCUCGGACAAACCCGCUCAAUCGCUGCAGCAGCAGCAGCAGCAGCAGCAGCAGCAGCAGAUGGCAGGAGGUGCCCCCGGUGUGCCCCAGCCGGGGCUGACUUCUUCAGUGUCCACCCCGACUGCCCCCCUGCCGCCCCAAAUGCCACGCACUCCGCUGUCCCAAAGAUCAUCCCUGACUGCGGACGGCCAGGUCUCCACGCCUGCAUCUGUUAGUAGCGCCGACGCCGGCUCUCAGCACGCCCCGCCUGACCCCAAGAUGGAGAUCAAGCAGAACGACGAGGAGGAUGAGGACGAGGCCUCGGACGGGAAAUCCUCGGGGAAGAUGGCCGCGAUGCACGCCGACAUGAAGGCCGAGGAGAAGCUUGAUCUUAAAAAGGAAGAAGCGGCAGGUGAUCGGUGCAAAGUGGAGCCCAUGGAGACUGUGCUGGGGCCGGGACUUGAGGACAGGAAGCCAGAUGUGAAAGUGGAGCCUAAAGAGGAAGAGGAGGGGUCAGGUUCGGCCGGCCCUCUGAGCUCUCCGUCUAGCGCUCAGAGCAAGAGAAAAAUCUUCAAGCCAGAGGAACUGCGCCAGGCUCUCAUGCCCACCCUGGAGGCGCUGUACCGGCAGGAUCCUGAGUCGCUGCCCUUCCGACAGCCGGUGGACCCCCAGUUACUGGGAAUACCCGACUACUUUGACAUUGUGAAGAACCCAAUGGACCUGUCCACCAUUAAGCGUAAGCUGGACACGGGUCAGUACCAGGAGCCCUGGCAGUACGUGGACGACAUCUGGCUCAUGUUCAACAACGCCUGGCUCUACAACCGCAAGACCUCGCGCGUCUACAAGUACUGCUCCAAGCUGGCUGAGGUCUUCGAGCAAGAGAUCGACCCGGUCAUGCAGAGUCUGGGCUACUGCUGUGGCAGGAAGCUGGAGUUCUCCCCCCAGACCCUGUGUUGCUACGGCAAACAGCUGUGCACCAUUCCCCGUGAUGCUGCGUACUUCAGCUACCAGAACAGGUACCACUUCUGUGAGAAGUGUUUCAACGAAAUCCAGGGCGAGAGCGUGUCCCUGGGGGACGACCCCUCUCAGCCACAGACAUCCAUCAACAAAGAGCAGUUUGAGAGGAAGAAGAACGACACGCUGGACCCUGAGCUGCUUGUUGAGUGCAUCGACUGCGGUCGCAAAAUGCACCAGAUCUGCGUCCUUCAUAACGAGACCAUUUGGCCAACGGGCUUCGUGUGUGAUAGAUGCCUGAAGAAGUCCAAUAAAACACGCAAGGAGAACAAGUAUGCAGCUAAAAGGCUGCCACAUACGAAGCUCGGAAACUUCCUGGAAACGCGUGUCAACGAGUACCUCAGGAGGCAGAACCAUCCGGAAUCAGGCGAGGUCACCAUCCGCGUGGUCCACGUGUCCGACAAGGUGGUGGAAGUCAAACCGGGCAUGAAGGCCAGGUUCGUGGACAGUGGCGAGAUGGCAGAGUCAUUCCCUUACAGAACCAAGGCGCUGUUUGCCUUUGAGGACAUCGACGGCGCCGACGUCUGCUUCUUCGGCAUGCACGUGCAGGAGUACGGGUCCGACUGCCCGCCGCCCAACCAGAGGCGCGUGUACAUCUCCUACCUGGACAGUGUACACUUCUUCCAGCCACGACACCUACGCACAGGCGUCUACCACGAGAUCCUCAUCGGGUACCUGGAGUACGUCAAGAAGCUGGGGUUCACAACUGGGCACAUCUGGGCCUGUCCUCCCAGUGAGGGGGAUGAUUACAUCUUCCACUGCCACCCAAUGGACCAGAAGAUCCCCAAGCCUAAGCGUCUGCAGGAGUGGUACAAGAAGAUGCUGGACAAGGCCGUGUCUGAGCGCAUCGUGCAUGACUACAAGGACAUCUUCAAGCAAGCCACAGAAGAUCGUUUAACCAGUGCCAAGGAGCUGCCCUACUUUGAGGGUGACUUCUGGCCUAACGUGCUGGAGGAGAGCAUCAAGGAGCUGGAGCAGGAAGAGGAGGAGCGGAAGAGGGAGGAAAACAGCACCUCCAGCGAGAGCAUCGAUGCUACCAAGGGCGACAGCAAAAACGCCAAGAAAAAGAACAGUAAGAAGACGAGCAAGAACAAGAGCAGCCUGAGCCGAGCCAACAAGAAGAAGCCGGGGAUGCCCAACGUGUCCAACGACCUGUCGCAGAAGCUCUACGCCACCAUGGAGAAGCACAAGGAGGUGUUCUUCGUGAUUCGUCUGAUUGCUGGGCCCGCCGCAAACUCCCUGCCGCUCAUCGUGGAGCCGGACCCGCUGAUGGCGUGCGACCUGAUGGACGGCCGCGACGCAUUCCUGACGCUGGCGCGCGACAAGCACCUGGAGUUCUCCUCGCUGCGACGUUCCAAGUGGAGCACCAUGUGCAUGCUGGUGGAGCUGCACAACCAGAGCCAGGACCGCUUCGUCUACACCUGCAACGAGUGCAAGCACCACGUGGAGACGCGCUUCCACUGCACCGUCUGCGAGGACUAUGACCUGUGCAUCAACUGCUAUAAUAACAAGGGCCACGAGCACAAGAUGGAGAAGCUGGGCCUGGGCCUGGAUGACGAGAGCAACAGCCAGGCUGCAGCAGCCACGCAGAGCCCCGGCGACUCACGGCGCCUCAGCAUCCAGCGCUGCAUCCAGUCGCUGGUGCACGCUUGCCAGUGCCGUAACGCCAACUGCUCGCUACCAUCCUGCCAGAAGAUGAAGCGCGUGGUGCAGCACACCAAGGGCUGCAAGCGCAAGACCAACGGCGGCUGCCCCAUCUGCAAGCAGCUGAUCGCGCUCUGCUGCUACCACGCCAAGCACUGCCAGGAAAACAAGUGCCCCGUGCCCUUCUGCCUCAACAUCAAGCAAAAGCUGCGCCAGCAGCAGAUCCAACACCGGCUGCAACAGGCGCAGAUGCUGCGCCGGCGCAUGGCCAGCAUGCAGCGCACCGGCCAGCCCACAGGGGGCAGCGGAGCAGGAGGUCUGCCUUCCCCGGGGAACAGCAACUGCACCACCGCGCCUAGCACCCCCACGUCAGUUGGGGCUCAGCCUCCGACGCCACAGACACCCACCCAACCCAGUGUGCCGUCUGUGCCCCCGCCGGGGGUGGGUGGGGGCGGCCCCCAACCGCACCACCUGCAACAGAUGCCCGCUGGCGGCUUGAUGAACUCGCCGCAGCAGCAGCAGCAGCAGAUGAUGCCCCAGGUGCCGCCACCACAGCAGCCGCAGCCUCCCCAGGCCCAGCAGCUCCAGCACGCUAACAGCCUGCCACCCUAUGUGCCCCGCCAUCCAUUCUCCUCCCCACAGUCCCAGGGAAAGCCGGGGCUGGGUCCGGCCACUCCACCCCAGCAGCAGCAACAGCCGCAGCCCCUGCAGCCCAACCCUGGGCAGCCACCCAUGGCCCCGCAGCAGCAGCCGCCGCCACCUUCGUCGGGGCCCCCCCCAGCGGCUGUCGAGAUCGCCAUGAAAAUCCAACGAGUAGCUGAGACCCAGCGCAAGAUGGCCCAGGCACAGAUCCUGAAGAGACAGGCGCCCAACAUGAUGCCUCCUCACCCCCACCACCAGCCCCCACAGCCCCAGGCCCCCAUAGGCAUGGGCCACCCCGGCGCCGGCAUGGUUGGGGCGCCCGGUCUGUCCCCGCAGGCUGCCAGGGCCCACAUGGAGCAGCAGCAGACCCCCCAGCAAGGCAUGAUGGUGGGCAUGCAGCAGCCUCUGCCGCAGGGUAACCCUCAGAAUCAGCUCCCGCCGCAAAUGCCACUCCCACAACAAGGUGCCCCCCAGCUCCAGCCGCCCCAGCAGCAACCGCAGCAGCAGGCUUGGGGCAACCCAUCCAUGCAGAUCCAGCCGAGGUCUGGCAUGAUGGGCCAGGCUGGUCACCCAGCCAUGAUGGUGGCCCAGCAGCAGCAGCCAGGCCAGGGGCCCGUGAUGGGUGUCCCGGCCGGAGCCGGUGGGUUGGCGGGUGGCGGUAGCCUCCCACAGGCUGCCCUGCAGGAGCUACUGCGUGCCCUUCGCUCGCCCAGUUCGCCGCUGCAGCAGCAGCAAGUGCUGGAGAUCCUGCGUGCCAACCCGCAACUCAUGGCUGCCUUCAUCAAGCAGCGUGCUUCCCGCUAUAAGGGCGGGGCCCCGGGAGGGGGGGGUGGCAUUGCUCCCGGCCCAGGAGCCAUGGGUCCCUCUGCCGUCAACGUGAAUGCCGGUGCUGUGGCCGCAGGUAUGCACAUGGGCCAAGGAAUGGGCAUGCCCCCUAUGGGUCCGCUGCAGCAACAGCCGCAGCCACAGCAACAGCAGCAGCAAGCUGGCCUGCAGGGCCAAGCUGCCAAUAUGACCCCCCAGUUCAGAGAGCUGCUGAUGCGGAGGCAGCUCCAGCAACAACAACAGCAGCAGCAGCAGCAGCAGCAGAUGGGCGCCCACGGCCAAUUCCAGCAGCCGCAGCCGCCCCAGCAGCAGGCCUACCUGGGCCAGCAGCCCGGCCAGCCUCAGCCCGCGGGGCCGCAGCCCGGCCAGCCGCAGCAGGCCUACCCGGGCCCUGCGCUCCAGCAGCGGCUCCAGUCACAUCAGCACCACCUGCAGAUGCAGCAGCAGCAGAACGCAAUGUUGCAGGGGGGAGACGGUGGGGGCGGAGGCCCCCCCCUCCAGCAGCCACAGCAGCCCCCGCCCCCUCAGGGCGGCCCCCAGGCCGCGUCCUCCCAGCCCAUGUCCAUGCUUCCGCAGGUCCUGCACCAGCGGCUCAUGCAACAGCAGCAGCAACACUUGGGCGGCGGUUCCCCGGCCCAGCACGGCAGCCCCAUGAGCCCCCAGCAGAACCCCAUGUCGCAGUCGCCCCACCCGCACCUGCAGGGGGCGCCCCUAACGGCUGCCGCCUCGCUGAGCAGCCAGGUGCGCUCGCCCCAGCUGUCGCCGCGGCCGCAGUCGCAGCCGCCGCGCUCCAGCCCCUCGCCCCGCAUGCAACCCCAGCCCUCCCCCCACCACAUCUCCCCCCAGACCCAGACAGGCUCCCCGCAUCAGGGCCACCUGCCCCAGCACCACCCAGCCAUGGGAGUCCCCCAGCCCCUGGCCCAGCAGCAACAGCAGCAAGGCCCCAUGGACCCAGGGCCGUUCGGCAGCGAUCCGAACGCCAUGCUGUCUCAGCUUAGCAGCAUGGGGGCGCUACACGGACCCGGGGCCACAGAGCUAAUGGGCGGCAACAGUCAGGACGUUAAUCACAGUACCUUAGACAUGAUGUAGCAUCGCAAGUGCAUCACAAACCGGGGGCAGUGUUAGGAUUUUUAUCAUUAUUAUUGUUAUUAUUAUUAUUAACAUUAUUUAAUAUUUUUCCAGUACAAUAAAAAUGAACUGAACUUCCUAUGGGAGACUCUACAAUAAGGCAAUGAAUGAAUAAAAAUUUAAUGAAUGGUAAGUUAUUGCUGUUAAUAUAUAUAUUUUUUUUUGCUAAUUGUGUACAAAAUGGGGGAUAAUUUUGUCUGUCUCCUGCAGAGAAUAAGACACAGGUAAUAUUUUUUGGGGUGGGGAGGGAGAAUUUGCCUUUUUAAAGAAAUAUUUUUAAGAUUUUAAAAGUGGUGGAGAAUUAAUGAACAAAAUGGUUUAAUGCAAGGACUUUUUUUAUUGUAAAUUUUCCUCCAUAAAUCAGUCUCUGUUUUCGGUUUUGCAGAGUGAUGUGGGAUUAUUAUUAUUAUUAUUAUUAUUAUUAUUAUUAAUCAAUCCAAACAUUGCAGCAUAUCUUCCUUUAAAGUUUGGGUUUGUUUUAUUUAUUUUUGUUUUUUUUUGACGGUUUAAUGGUAUGUGUACUUUGAGACUGCUACAUUGAGAGUAUAUUUUUGUUAACUGUCUGAAUGGAUUAUCAUUCUUUUCCUCUUUUGGGGUGGGGAUUUUUUUAUGUUGGUUGGAGGUUAAGGUUUGGUUCACGGUGUAAGCGGCCAAUUUUUUUUGGUUUUGGUUUUUAUUUCGUUUUCUGUUCUUUCAUGCCGUAUCGGACAGGCCGAGCCAUUAGACAUCAGUGUUCUGCUGGGGCGCCCCCCCCCCCAUCCACCCCCCACCCAUGACUGUGGGUCAGCUCCCUGCAUUGAGACACAUUUAUCAGAAGUGGUGGGGGUACAGAAGAAGCAUUUACUGUACCUGUGUGUGGGGUAGGUUAUGAUGGGAGGUAGUGGGGGAUUUGUUCAUGGGGUGGGGAGGGCGGUCAAUCUGGAGACCUUUAAAUUCUGCCAGGAGGAUUUUCAGUGAGGGGGAGUGUACUAGAAGGCGAAGCUUCUGCCUUCCAUGGACUGUACUGAAGAAAAAGGAGGAGGAACCAGGAGGUGCAGGAGGAACCAGGAGGUGCAGGAGGAGGAAAAGGGACAUGUCAGACUAACCCUUUCUCCUCGGCGUCAGACCCUUGCUGCUCCCUCUGGGCUGAGACCCUAUGCACUCCAAAAACGCUGACGCUCCACAGCGCCCCCUCAGGAGGUCAUGGCCUGCCUGCCUGCCUUCCCUACAGCCCCCUCUUUGUGCUCAGAACUUUGGGAUUUUAAUUUAAUAUUUUUUACUGUACAAAGUAAAACUGUGGACUUAAGUACUUUUUUUAAAUAAAAUUGAAAGUUAAAAAAAAA